UCAUGCUGCUGCCAAGUCCAGAGUCUGUCAUGGGUCCCUGUACGGGCCUCCCAUUGCUGCUGUCUCCAUCGCCACACUCUGCCAUGUGCCACUUUCAGGUCUCCUCACACUGCUGCCCAGGGUUCCAUUUUGUCAUAGGGUGCUGGCAGAUUACAGGCAUCCCAUUGCUGCUGCAGGCCUUAAUCUGCCAUGGGCCCCUGUACCGCCUCCUCAUGCUGCUGCCAGGUCCAGAGUCUCUCAUGGGUCCCUGUACGGCCUCCCAUUGCUGCUGUCUCCAUCGCCACACUCUGCCAUGUGCCACUUUCAGGUCUCCUCACACACUGCUGGUGUGUGUUGAAUUUUUUGAC
Staurois parvus is the source of this 347-nucleotide messenger RNA. NCBI's taxonomy places the organism in Eukaryota, Metazoa, Chordata, Amphibia, Anura, Ranidae. The record is from the annotation of a GenBank genome assembly.